Fusarium graminearum PH-1 is the source of this 954-nucleotide messenger RNA. RefSeq lists its product as uncharacterized. The transcript has 4 exons. Gene Ontology annotation, biological process: transmembrane transport. Gene Ontology annotation, molecular function: transmembrane transporter activity. Lineage: Eukaryota; Fungi; Ascomycota; Sordariomycetes; Hypocreales; Nectriaceae. Gene Ontology annotation, cellular component: membrane. The coding region runs from base 1 to 954 and encodes 317 amino acids. The record is from RefSeq and is a predicted model, not a curated record.
AUGGCUGCGCGAAACGACUUUGAUGCUAACCCUGAAAUGGCUGGUUCUCAGACAGACGAAAAGCAAAACUCCGAUUCUCGGCUUGAGAACACUAUAGCAGUCGAUCCAGCUCUUGAGAAGGCUCUCAUACGCAAGCAGGAUGCUCGUAUUAUUCCCUUAGCAGCAGGUAUCUACCUGCUGUGUUAUUUGGAUCGCUCCAAUAUUGGCAAUGCCAAAGUCCUCAAUCAUACCACGGGUCAUGACCUUCUCUCCGAGACAAAUAUGUCUAACUAUGACUUCACAAUUGCACUGAUGAUCUUCCUCAUCGCCUAUGCGUUAUUCGAGGUGCCAUCCAAUUAUUUCCUUAAAAAGAUGAAACCCAGCAGAUGGAUCGCUUUUCUCAUGUUUUCCUGGGGAACAAUCACCAUUUGUCUUGGCGCUGCUCAUAGCUUUGCUGUAGUGACUGUUUUGCGCUUCUUGCUAGGAGUUUUCGAAGCUGGCCUUUUCCCGGGACUCGUCUACUAUCUCACUUUCUGGUACAAGCCGGAGGAACGAUCAGUCCGAGUUGCAACCAUCUUAGCAUCAGCGACCCUUGCCGGAGCGUUUGGUGGUGCUAUUGCAUACGGUGUUGGACACAUGAACCAAGUACACGGUCUUUCCGGUUGGAGAUGGCUUUUCAUCCUUGAAGGAAUCCCUUCUGUACUAUCAUCGUUCCUGGUGUGGUUCUGUCUCCCUGAUUUCCCCGAGUCAGCGAGCUGGCUCUCUGCUGAGGAGAAAGACGUGGCAGCUUACCGACUGGCUGAGCAAGGGUCGCACGGUGACAGCAAGUCCAUGACAUGGGAGGACGCAAAGUCAACUAUCUUGGAAUGGAGACUGUGGUGCCAUUACUUGAUCUACUUUGGCAUUUCGGCUCCCUUUUCGAGUUUGUCACUUUUCACGCCUUCGAUUACUGCUGGUCUAGGAGUAUGUACAUGA